Messenger RNA from Aspergillus uvarum CBS 121591, 1071 nucleotides. RefSeq lists its product as uncharacterized. Bases 72 to 947 code for a protein of 291 amino acids. NCBI's taxonomy places the organism in Eukaryota, Fungi, Ascomycota, Eurotiomycetes, Eurotiales, Aspergillaceae. The record is from RefSeq and is a predicted model, not a curated record. The transcript has a single exon.
GCGCGUAUAAGCCCCUCGUGGACCUGAUUAGAAGUUAUUUAUGACCACGCAAACUUCACAUUGUCAUCGUCAUGGAGAUCAGGCCACGGUUGUCGGUGAGUAGGGGGGCAAUUGACAGCGAUUCCGAAUCCGAGGCAAAGCAUCACCAUCGACGGCCCCGCGCCAACCUUGAUGAUGUUGAGCAGACGCCAGUCAAGACAGCGCAGAAGGAGAACCAGCCGAGCAGCAGGAGAUCGGUGACGAUUAUCCAAAACGAUGCGCCCACUCGUUCCACCCCAGAACGUCCACGUCACCGCAGUCGUGGACGAAAACGAGCAUCCUCUCAUGGUAAACCCUCAAUAAGGGAGCAGAUCAAGCGGCUGGUCAAUCUCGGCUAUCUCAAGGCCAUCGACGGCGCCGGUGACAUCGACGAUAGGAUCGCCAGGUUCCUCCGAUUUGAAGAGGCACAGAAAGAAGAAAACAAGCAGAAGGAACAGGAGGAACAGGAACUAGAAAAGAAGCUCCAAGACCUUUCGCGGGAGGCUGCUGAGAAAGAAGCGUUGGAGCGUAAGGCACGGGAGGAAAAGUUGGAUUCCCUCGAACGCAGGCUUGAAGACCAAAAACGUCGCGAGGACUUAAGAAACGAGAUACGCAAUGAGGAGGCACGAAAUCUGCUAGCAGAACAAGAACGCACGGCUCGCGAGGCGGCAGUCAAAGCCGCUGCAGUGGAAGAAUACAAGCAAGCUGAAGUGCGCCGACGCCUUGAAGAAGAAAGACUUCGAUCCCAGAUAUGGCAGCAGUGUCGCGCUCAGAUCGAGGCAGAGCUUGGCUAUUCUCUCCCUCAUGUCAAGUCUAUUCUCGAUGAUUUAAUCGUGCUACGGCAGCCAGGUGGAAUUGAAAGAGCGGUUCCUCGACGACGGCGAUCGUCGUCGUCGACAAUUGAUGCAGAUGAUGAGGACUCAAGCUAAUGCCAGCCUCCUUCGUUCUAUCAGUUAAUUUAUGCUUGCAUGAGGCUGGGCGUCUCCUGCAGGGAUAUAUUAUGUUCCCGUUGCUAAUUUAGAAACUGUUGGCUGCCCUUAAGCUUAGAUAGCC